Molecule: messenger RNA, 2932 nt
Organism: Capsaspora owczarzaki ATCC 30864
Lineage: Eukaryota; Filasterea; Ministeriida; Capsasporidae
Product: protease m1 zinc metalloprotease
Exons: 9
Coding region: 6-2858 (950 amino acids)
Biological process (GO): peptide catabolic process; proteolysis
Cellular component (GO): cytoplasm
Molecular function (GO): peptide binding; metalloaminopeptidase activity; zinc ion binding
Source: RefSeq, a predicted model, not a curated record
CCAUCAUGGAUUUGGAAUCGCGUGGGCCCGAAUCCAAGCGCCUCAUCGACAACCAAUACGAUCCCGAGGGCGCUCGCUCCAAGUUCUGGUCGUCCAAGCGUCUGCUCCUGGCGCUGCUCGCCGUGGUCCUCGUCGUGGUCAUCGUGACCGUCUCGGUCGUGGUGACACAGGACGACAAUGUGAACGACCACAACCCACCGCCAGUCUGGUCGGACAUCCGCCUGCCAGCUAGCAUUACCCCUUCCUUGUAUGAACUCACCGUGCAACCGGAUCUCGUCAACGAGCCAUUCUCCUUCCAGGGCACUGUCGUCAUCCAUCUGCAUCUCGCUGCAGCGACAACAGACAUUGUCGUGCACAUGGUCAAUAUCAACAUUGAUGCGGCUGCGCUGCGCGUGGCGAGUGCUCAGGACUGGCGUGAGCCUGACGACAUUGUCAUCAACCAUGUGCAAGAGUAUGUCGUUUUCCGCUUCUUCCAACCCGAAAAGCUGCAGCCCGGCGACUACCAGCUGCGCAUCGACUACAACGGCCUGCUCGGACAAGACUUGCUCGGCUUUUACAACUCGAGCUAUGUUGAUGCUGAUGGCGUCACCCAUAAUAUUGCUACCACCAAGUUUGAGCCGACCUACGCUCGCCGCGCCUUCCCCUGCCUCGACGAGCCCGCAAUGAAGGCUUCGUACAUUGUCAACAGCAUUGCCAACAUUACCCUGACGCCGACCGUGCUGUCAAACAUGCCCGAGGCGAGCCGCAAGCAGAUCAACGGCGACAUUUAUCAAAUCACCUUCCAGCCGUCUCUCGCCAUGUCGACCUAUCUUGUCGCGUUCAUUUUCUGCGAUUUUGUGGGCACGUCUCUUCCUUUCCACGGCGGAGCCAAGAACGUCACCGUGUGGACUCGCCCAGAUGCUCAAGCCCAAGGCCUCUUUUCGCUUCAGGUUGCCCAGAACUGCACCGACUUUUACGAAUCGUACUUUGAGAUUGACUUCCCUCUGCCAAAGAUGGACCUGAUUGGCAUUCCGGAUUUCAUCAGCGGCGCCAUGGAGAACUGGGGCCUGAUCACCUUCCGCGAAACCUCCUUCUUGAUUGACGACAGCCAGUCCUCGGCUUCCGACAAGCAGCGCACAGCUCUGACUGUCUGCCACGAGUUGGCUCAUCAGUGGUUUGGAGAUCUCGUCACAAUGCGUUGGUGGAACGACCUCUGGCUGAACGAGGGCUUUGCGUCCUUCCUCGAAUACCACGGUGUUGAUCACGCCUUCCCCGACUGGCAAAUGAACGAUCAGUUCGUCACGGCCGACAUGCUCAACGCCUUCGAUGCCGACUCUCUCCCCGUCACUCACGCCAUCAGUGUCAACAUUACCAACCCCGCCCAGAUUAACUCGCUCUUUGACUCUAUUUCGUACGACAAGGGUGCUUCCAUUCUUCGCAUGCUGUCCGCUUUCCUGGAUUCCCUGCAUCCCGGUCAGCCUUCCGUGUUCCAGUCAGGCCUGGCUAAUUACUUGAAUGAGCACAAGUACAACAACGCCGAAACGUCAGACUUGUGGGCGUCUCUCUCGGCCGCCUCGCAACAGCCCGUCGCUACCAUCAUGUCGGCUUGGACGGACAGCGAGGGCUUUCCGUUCGUGUCCGCCCAGCUCACCACGCCCAGCACGAUCGUUUUGACCCAGGAGCGCUUCUACCAAUACCCCCAGGCUGGCAACUCGACCAACACGCCUCAGGUGUGGUGGAUUCCGCUCAACUACCAGACCGACACGGAUGCCAACCCGGUCUCGUUCCCUAUGCCCCUUGUCCAGCAGUCCAAUCCUCUGGCUUUCAACUCGAGCUGGAUCAAGUUCAACGUUGGCCAGACUGCCGUUUGCCGCGUUCGCUACGAUUCGUCCCUGCUCCUCGCCCUCAAGAACACGCUCGCUGCCGAUCUCAACGCCCUCGCUCCGGUCGAUCGCGCCGGUCUGGUGGCUGAUACUCUGAGCUUUAUGCGCUCCCAGUACGUGACGCCCACCGAUGCGCUUCGUUUUACCAGCGUUCUUCAAAACGAAACCAACUAUGUCGUCUGGCAGGCCGCAGUGCGCUACCUGACCGUCUUUGAGCCGCUGCUGCGUCUGCAAGAGUGCUACGGCCAGUACCGUGCCUUCAUCCAGUCGCUUAUUCUCACCGCACUGAACGCCACUGGCGGCGUGCCUUCGGCGACUGUGCAGGAGGAUCCGCUGAAUGAUUCCCAGACUGACAUUUUGCUGCGCUCGCUUGCGAUCGACACUGCUGGCCGCUUUGGUCACCAGCCAACGCUGCAGGCCGCCCGUGCGCUCUUCUUUGCCGACCUGGCCGGGACUGUCACCAUCUCGUCCAACCUGCGUAGCGCCAUCUACAACGCCGCUAUGGCCAGCGACCAGACGGAUGACAACGACACUGUCUACCACAGCCUUAUUGUUCGUUACAUUGCCGAAGCAUCUAACCCAACCGAGCGAAACCGAAUCAUCGCAGCCAUGGCUCGCAGCUCCAAGCCAUACAUUCUGUACACUGUGUUGACAUGGACUCUGGAUCCUUCACUGGUUCGCGUGCAAGACGUCAUCAGCGUGGUUGUUGCCGUGGCAGCCGGCCAGCAGGGUUUGAAUCUCGCCUGGGACUUUUUCCAGCAAAACUUUGCCUUCUUCAACAGCAAGUUUGGUGAGCGCAUGGCGACGCUUGUGACCGGCGUCACCAAGGACUUUACCAUGCAGGCCAAUGCAGACGAAAUCAAUCAAUUCUUCCAGCUGCACCCGGUGGCCUCUGCCGCCCUUGCUGUGCAGCAAUCCACCCAGCGUAUUGCUUCCAACGAGGCGUGGAUUUCCAAGAACGCCGAUGAAACCUGCGGCUAUUUGUUUGCUGCUUAAUUUUAUGUUUCGCUUUUUUUUUUUUUUUUUUGUUGACCUUGCAUGAACUGCCACAAUACAUACAACCAUUUCAU